UCAUUUUUAAAACCCUACCCUCGAGUUUAACGCAGCUCGCCCAUUCAAUGACCCUUUCCCGUUCCUUCGCCGAAUGCCACAAAGCAACACACGAACAAAUCAGUGUUUUGUCAGCCAGCAGCCUUAGCUAAAAAAGUAACGGGCUCAGCAUCCGGAGGCGAUGCAGGAGCAGUCAAUCAGCUGACUUGAAGCUAACGCAAAAACCCCGUAGUUAAAAAAAAAAAUCAUAGUUACGCAUAUUUACUAUACUAACAAAAUGAUAAUAUCACUACGGUAUUAAUACAUACAAGCGCCGUCAACUGUUUGACCGACGGAUACCAGCCCUCACAUGCGUGCAUCGUUAAUUAAAUUUCUGUUCUGAAGUAGAACUAGGUGAGGCGAUUAUGGUGAACGUGCGAUCAACUGGUAGAAAUCGACUAUCAAGCACAGAAAACCAGCUGAGUGAGUUACAGAUCGUGUUACAAUAUGAUAAUAUCAGCGCGGAUGGUCGUGGCACUGGAGGAACUAGGUGCUCCUUUCCACUUUUCGUGUAAGCCCCGACGCCGUCCGAACGGCAGACGGAAAGGCAGCGGCGAAACCGAUGCUGUCUGUGCAUCCAACAGGAAGGAAAAAUAGCUACUGAUGAACGCCAAUGCAGUUCAAGGCAGCACUCUUCUGCAUCGUUAGAAAAGAAGACACAGGCACAUAGGUUACCAGCGACACCUGUCUAUUAUUCAGUGAUCAUAGUGCUAAAAACGUGCAUAACAGAACUUCCGAGUGAUUAAAGUGCCAUCAAAAAGCAAUGAUGCUCGUACUGAAAAACGCGGUUCUAGAGCACAACUCGCUUUUGUGCCCUCAAAUUAAGGAUAACUACGUCACGCAACAAUCGUUAGAAAUGGAGUUUAAAGUUAGUGUUCCGGGAAAGGUCAUACUUCACGGGGAGCAUUCUGUCGUCUAUGGAAAGGCAGCUGUGGCAGCGGCCAUUGGCCUACGUACGGAGGCUGAGGUGCAAUCUUCAAAAGAUGUAACGCUGAACUUAAAAGACUUCGGGCAAAAGUUUACGUGGAGGCUCGAUGAGUUUAAGAAACUCGAUGUCAAUUUUGGCGAUGGCGAAGUGGCAAUUCCAUCCGAAGACAUUCUUAAGUGCCUUCGAAGUACUUUUAAUAUUGGGUCCGACACGAAAUGGCACGGAAGCCUGGUUACGUUUCUGUUCCUUUAUAAUGGUAUCGCCCAGAAGCAAUCCAAAAGCCCCAAAAAUUUUCUUCCAGUUGAACUGAUUAUACAUUCGACCUUGCCAAUUGGUGCUGGUCUGGGUUCAUCAGCGGCGUAUUCAGUGGCUGUGGCGGCUUCACUUUUGCGACUCUUUAAAGUCGUUCCCUCGAAAGGAGGGGUUCCUGCUAAAGAGGAUCUAGAGAUCAUUAGCAAGUGGGCAUUUCAAUCGGAAGUGAUUCUGCAUGGGAAACCUUCUGGAAUCGACAACUCGAUCUGCACCUUUGGCGGAGCGUUGCUCUUUCAAAAAGGCCGAAUCCAAGAAAUCAAUUCGAAUGUCCCGUUGUAUCGUGUUCUAUUGGUCAAUACACAAGUGCCACGCAACACGCGGGCGCUUGUAGCACACGUCAAGGAACGGGUCGAACGGCAGCCUACAAUAAUGGCAUCCACCUUUGAGGCAAUGGAUGAGAUCGCCUGGCAAACUUGGCGGACGCUAAAGGCGAAUAGUGUUUCAGGGCAAGGCACUGCCGCGGCACCAGCGGAUUUGGCGACUAAAGACAAAGCGGAAGUCAAGACCAAUCAGAAGCUUUAUGAGUUUGCUGCGGAACUGAUUUCAAUGAACCACCAUUUACUGAACGCCAUUGGAGUCGGUCAUCCAAUCUUGGAUCGUAUCGUAACCGUAGCGGGAACAGUAGGUUUUUCGGCGAAAUUAACUGGCGCCGGGGGAGGUGGUUGCGGAUUCAUUUUACUCGGUGUUGGGGAGCCUGAAAAAGUGAAGACAAAUGAUGUCAGGGCGGAUAAUUUACGAGAGCUGCUCAUCAAAGAAGGCCUCCAAUUCUGGUCGGUUGAUAUGGGAUGUGCAGGAGUGACGUUUAGCUAACAAAGCUCACUAUAUCGUUUUACUAGAAUACUGGCGAUGCCUGUGUGUGAGUUGUCAAAAAACGGUCUGAUUGUGGACAUCGGUAUUUUCGUGAGCAGGGCUUGCGAAAAAGUUUUCAACUCCUUAGCACAGUAUCACGUCCUAAAGAAUAGGACUAAAAAAUUAUUUUUUAUGCUUAAUUGAUACUUAAUAACUGGACAUGUAAAAACUAAUGUGUCCAGCUGUACCGCAACGAGUGAACAAACAGCAUUACCUAACAUACUAUUUGUUCGCGAACUUUUUAUUCGGGUUAUUUCGCUAUCAGUGCUUCGUUUCUACAUGCGAAAAGAGGGUAGUGAUGGCCUUCGAAAUGUACGAGUAGUUGGACAAGUGAAACAAAUGGUCCAUAAAUUCACCCUUGAUUAUCAGAACAGUUGCUACAACUUUGGCAUUAAUCGAACGUUGUCUUAAAAACGUGUCUACGAUUGCCGUCGUUUUAAUACAAAUGCCUUUUUGGAUUUUAAGAUCAGAGUUAAUACCAAUAAUCGCAGCAAGUCGUUAAUUAGAGCUCGUAGCUUUAAGUAACAUCGUCAAUAACUAAUACGUACAGUGUUAUUUUUGACCCAAUAGGGAUAGGCUCAAGUUGAGCGACACACAACUUACGAUAUUGUUUGGCCCACAGCGCCGAGCGAUAUACAUUAGCAUUACAAAAAUGUUACAAGUUACAGUACAGACUAUCAUUUUAUGCUCAAGCUUUUAGACAAGCGAGAGGAAAAGUAAAUUGUACGUGACAGGAAACUAUUUUCCACAUACCCCUAUAAAUGAAUCGCGACUUGUUUUUCCUUGUGUUUAAAAGACGUUUAUAUACACGUGCUGAAUGUGCUAUUUGGAAGGGCGGUUUAAGGACGGUCAAACAAAAAAUGGGUUUUUUUCUUAGAUGCAGCUUCUGUUCUUAAACUAUGUUGUGUUGGAUUACGAAGUUUCAUUGACUGUUUUUAAAUAUAGAAUAUUUUAUAUUUUACAUACACAGUAUAAUAAUGCACCGUGUUGCCACCGAAAUUUAUUGAAGAAAUUUAUACCUAAUGUACAACAUGUAAUGGCUUUAAUGAUUAAGCUUAACCGCAAGCUGCGUGGACUGAAACCAGAGAACUAAUGAUUUGGCAAUUCAUUUUGGCAUAAAUACUUCUGCUCAAAAUACUUGCUAAAUCAGUAAUUUUAUAUAUACUAUCGUGUAAGUGAUAGGCAAUAGUAUAAGAAGUGCGUGGCAACGAGACAUUGUUUGUCAGAAUGCAGUUGCGCGCGUGUCAGAACCCUUCGCUUUUAUGGCGGGUAUUUAGAGGAGGUAAAUGACUGCAUUAAUGUUUUGACAGCAUAUUGUUGUUUUGUAUUGUCAAAUGUACCUUAAAAAAUCCAGUCAUUGUCCAACUGGUGUGUUGUUAGUAGAGACGGCAAACGGAGACUUUCCGAAUAAAUAAAUUCCGAAAGCAUUCUUAAGAUAAUUUUUUAACCUAGUGCAAAGAACGUUUUUUAAUGUAUUCCUUAUUUUUCCAUACUUCACUGACUUUUUUUUGGAAAUUGCUAGACAUGUUAGUCAUGUUUAGCAAUUUUUAAAUGUUACACGUGUCUGUCGGCAAAAAAGGACGAGGAUAGAGAACAGCGUUUAACAAAAGAGAAAGUGGCAGUGCCCAAUAAAUUUGGGCAGUAAUUACUGUUCACACUCGCAAUUAAUAUCAGGGGCAACUGUUAUUACUAUAAGAUAUAGAUCGAAAUGCUGCCGUAUGUAUCGCAGUCCUAAUGGAUGUGCGACGUCAUACGUGUUUUUAUUAAGGCAACGCGUAAUUUUAUCACUUCCUUUAAUUACGGUGUAGGUCGAAAAAAAAAGAAUCCACAGAUAAGUUCAUAGAUCAAUCCAAAUGAUUUCCAAAUAGGAAGCUUCCGUCAAGCGAACUAUAGAUAACGAGUUAGUAAUGCAGGUGAACAGAUAAGAUUCCAGAAGACUCGUUUACAACUGCAGACAAUAAAAGAAUACAUCAAGCAUAUACGAAAACACCAUUGCUUUACGUAACAUGGUUUUCGAAAAGUAUUAUGCGAUAUUGUACACAUAUUUCUAUAUUAUGUGGUGCAAAUAUGAUAAAGGUUUACGUACGCCAUUGCAACUGUGAGCUGACGCAGAGAUCCGAGAAAUUGUACCGAUAGAGUAGAUUUAAAUGAUUGCCUAUGUAGCUUAUAGGUUCAUCCGUUUGAGAAUGUACUACACACCCGUGUAUGGAUGUGUAAGAUAAGCGGACAUCUAUUUCAAUCCUUAGUUCUGUUCGUAUUUUAUUCAGGUGCAAGCCUACGAAGUUGUUUUGAAAACCCGAGGAAGCGGGCUUGUGGGUCGAUAAAGUGUAUAUAAUUGCGUACUGUUAAUAGUGGUAAGGUCUGCAGGUGAAACACAGCGAAAGAUAAAGUACCGGAAAGUAAGACCUACAGGUAGUUCACCUUGGAAAAACAGGCGUUUUUUUAGUUGCAACAUAUAUAGGAAGUCUUAGCUCACUGAUUCCUGUCCAAGGACGUAUUUCAUUUGUACCUGUAGUUUUUACACGCAUUCCAAACGCUUUCUACAAGUGCUCUAUAAA
Molecule: messenger RNA, 4665 nt
Organism: Varroa destructor (honeybee mite)
Lineage: Eukaryota; Metazoa; Arthropoda; Arachnida; Mesostigmata; Varroidae
Gene: Mvk
Product: Mevalonate kinase
Biological process (GO): isopentenyl diphosphate biosynthetic process, mevalonate pathway; isoprenoid biosynthetic process; cholesterol biosynthetic process
Cellular component (GO): cytosol; cytoplasm
Molecular function (GO): ATP binding; mevalonate kinase activity
Source: RefSeq, a predicted model, not a curated record